CUGCUGCUUGUAAAUGCAGUUUAGCCAAGCCAUGGCCAUUUCAUUUCUUAUUAAUUUAGCUUAGCUCGUAGCUUAACUUUGCGCUGCGUUUGGUGUCUCGAAGUAGGCAAUAGAAAAAUAAAAAUAUAUAAAUCAGAAUUAUAAAAUAUUCGUUGCGGUCUUUACGCACAUAGUUUUGUUCAUGAUUUUUAAGUAACUUUAAUUAGUGAUUUUAUACAAUUGUUGAUAAUUGGUAAAGCGUUGUGUUUAAAAAUAUUGUUAAAAAAGCACAGGAGUUAAAGUAAAGAUUUUCUAGUGUUAUUUGAACAAUUAUCGAAAAAUAUGGCUUCAGUACGAUAUACUCGUAAUCUUUUUUUAAGAGCUAUGUGUGUUGUUUAUAUGUUUGCGUUUAUAUCGUUUUACAUUCAAAUACCAGGAUUAUAUGGUGAUAAUGGAAUUUUACCCGCAAAGGCUGUACUAGAAAAUAAUAAAUACAAAUCAUGGUCUGCAAAAGUACAUUAUCAACCAACUCUCCUAUGGUUUACUCCUUAUUUAGGUCUCAAUACGCAAUAUGCUCUAGAUGUCUUGGCACUACUUGGUUCAUUUUUAGCUUUUACUGGUUUUGUGUCUCAAAAAUUUUGUACCUUUCCAUUGUUUGCGGGCUUGUGGUCAUUAUACUUUUCUUUAUACCAAGUAGGACAAGUAUUUGUAACUUCACAAUGGGACAAUUUGCUUUUGGAAGCGGGAUUUUUAAGCAUUUUGGUCGCACCUUUAUUGCUAGGUAAGCGUCGAGGAUCAAAAGGAUCCCCCAGUGAUAAUAUCUGCUUGUGGCUAGUCCGUUGGUUAUUGUUUAGAUUUUUACUUUCCUCUGGCCUUGUCAAAUUUCUUAGUGGAUGUCCAAGAUGGAGGGAUUUGAGUGCGUUCAGUUACCAUUUUGAAUCCAUGGUAAUUCCUUCUCCUCUAUCAUGGUACUGUCAUCAUUUACCUGUUUGGAUUUUACGUUUAACAGCAGUGUAUGCAAAUGUUUGUGAACUUGUACUACCAUUUUUAUUGUUUGUUCCUAUCAGAAGUGUUCGUAUCACAACAUACGCAUUCCAAAUAUUCCUUCAGAUUUGCAUUGUUCUCACUGGCAAUUUCAACUUUGUAAAUAUUCUUGUAACGACACUCUUGCUGUCUUUACUGGACGACAGGACGUUCUUUGGGAAGAGACGAUUUGAAGAGAAAAAAACCUACUCAGUUUUGGGAAAAGUUGUAAAUGUAGCUAUUUAUGCAGUUAUCCUAUAUUAUAUUGUUAUCUUAUACGAUUUGAAAAUUAAUGGUUCCCAAAUCGACUCAAAAAUAGCGUUUAGUAUGGAUCAGUUCGAUAAUGCUGUGAAGCAGGGUCUUCUAGUAGCAGUGUAUUUUGGUCUUGCUUCUCUUGGUCUAACUAUUGCCCGAGCAAUAGCUGUUGCUGUAUCCGACUCACCUGCAACCACCUCGAAAGUCAUCUCGCUUAUUACCACCGUUUUCUAUGCUGUACUAGCAACAAUAAUAUUUAUAUCGAGCACCGUGCAAGUCGUUUCGCUACAUAAAGCAACGAAUUCUACGGUACCUCAGUCGCUUCGUAACUUCCAAAAUCGUAUUUCGAAGCUUCACAUCGUCAAUAAGUACGGCCUUUUUCCUAAAAUGACCGGAAUUGAUGGACGGCCUGAAAUUAUUCUCGAAGGAUCUAACAAUAUCGAAGGACCCUGGCAGGAAUACAGUUUUCUUUAUAAACCAGGAAAUGUGAAUCAUUCGUUGCCGUUUGUAGCUCCUUAUGCGCCGCGUAUCGACUGGCAAAUGUGGUGGGCUGCACAAGAGAACUACCAAUCGCAUCCCUGGUUUGUGUCUUUUGUUCAUCGGCUUCUUUUAGGACGACCAGAAGUCUUAGCACUGCUCGACAAAAAUCAUUCACCUUUUCAAGACAAGCCUCCUAAGUAUAUCCGAGCAACAUUGUACAAAUAUAAAUACACUUCUUGGAGCCAAAGAUGGCAGCCUAUGUGGUGGUCUCGUGUGAAAGUGGGAGAAUAUUUUUCGCCAUCCACCAAGGAAUCUCCUGAGUUGAUAGAUUACUUGAAAGCCCGCAACUUAUUACCAAUCGUUGAUAAAGAGACUGUUAAUCCAAUUUGGAAACAAAUAUUAGAUGGCGUUCGAUACGUUGCUUCUCAUUUCGAGGCUACGUUACUUUUAUGGUCCGUUUUCACAGCUGGUUGUGCCAUCAUAACCACCAGUGCAAAAGGAAAGUAAAAACUAUCUCUUACUUAUUCAUUUUUUUUUUUGUGGAUCAUGUGUGGAAUGUCAUUUUUAAGAACUUUUACUUUAUUUUGCUCUCUCUCGUUCUCACACUUUUAUUUACUUUAGUUUUGUCUUUUUCGUAUCAGUUAAGAAACGUGUAAAAUAUCGAAAGUAAUGUGGCAGGCAUUACAAAAGUUUAGUUAUGUAUGUGUCCAUUUCGAUAAUCAUUUUAUUAAAUUUUUUCACUAUAAUUUGAAAGUUAUAAUUCAAACAUUGAAGUGAUUAUAUAUUUAAUAAUCUCAAGUAAGGUAAAAUUAUUUUUAGAAUAGUCGGUUUCUUCUUCUUUUUUCAAUAUCACACCAGCUUUUCAUCAAAACUUAUACAAAGCAAUAAUAUUUUUGUUGUUACUUUUGCGUUUACUAUUUUAAAUAAAACCUAAUUACUAAUCUGAUAAGACUGCUUUAAUACACUUAUUAUUUUGUUUUUUAAUGUAUUCCAUGGUCUCUUAUUAUCAUCAUUGAUUGCCUUAUUCAUUUUUGAAGAGCAUAUUUCAUCAUUUUAUGAAAUUAUUAUUUUGCAAUUAGCUUAUAUUGUACUUAAAAGCAAUUAUUUUAGUUUUCAACCACAAUCACCUCAAAUUAUUACAUUAUUUUACGAGAGGCUUUAAUGUUUUUUGUACCUACUAUCUUUUGAAACGUAUUAUGAAUUAAAUCAAAGUCGCAACAAAAACAAAUAACAAAAUAGUUAUUUUAUGGCUAUAUUUAUAAAUACAAUCUUAAAAAAAUUGAAUUAAGCUAAUGAGAAAAUGUUACUUACCUUAUAUUUUUAAAUUAAUUUCACUACCUCUUUAGUAUUCAAUUUACAUUGCCUAUUAAUCAUUUUUUUAAAAUGUAGUUUUUUGUCCUAAAUAAAAUUUUUAUUUCGUCAUUUGCACCUGGUUUUUGUUUUUUAUAAAUUAUUGGCGUAUUUGUAAUUGUAUGCGCCGCAGUAAAACGUUAUUUUUUGUAUCAAAAAUUGUAUUAAAAUUAUCGCGUAAUUAAUUUCAACAAUAAAAGAUUUGACUUGUAAGAUUUGUAAUAGUAUUCUGUUAAAAUGAUCUCUUAGGAGUUUUUUGCGAAUACAAUGUGAAUAUUGUGCAUUUUAAUAGUAAAUUAAUAAUCAAUGUCUAAAAAAUGUAAAGAUGGUUGUAUUAUUUUAUUUCAGAUAUUUUUUUUAUCUAAUGAAUCUUAAGAGAAUGUAAAUCAUUAAGUGAAUGUAAUAUCUUUAUAAAAAUAAAGUUGCACUAAUUUGUGA
Agrilus planipennis (emerald ash borer) is the source of this 3525-nucleotide messenger RNA. RefSeq names its product lipase maturation factor 2. The transcript has 10 exons. Gene Ontology annotation, biological process: protein maturation. The coding region runs from base 322 to 2244 and encodes 640 amino acids. NCBI's taxonomy places the organism in Eukaryota, Metazoa, Arthropoda, Insecta, Coleoptera, Buprestidae. The record is from RefSeq and is a predicted model, not a curated record. Gene Ontology annotation, cellular component: endoplasmic reticulum membrane.